UAAUUAAAAGCCGAGAUGAAUUUAACAUUAGUGGGACUUUGCUUUGGUAUUGUUUUCUUAACAAUCGGUUCCGCACAAAACUUUGAGCUGUCGUAUUUAGCAGAACAAAUAAACUCAUACUGCGAGUUAAAGGAAGGAUCUGGUGUUGUCAAACCCAAGGUGACGCUUGUUCCAAAAGUUGGAAAAGCUGGACCACCUGGUCAACGCGGACCUCGAGGUGCACCAGGGGUGGUAGACUAUAACCGGGUUGAUGACUUGGUAGAACAAAAAUUAAGCGUUGUUGAGCAGGAACUAUCAUCUCUCAAGAAUAGUCUUUUACUUUACAAGAGAAUUAAAAUAGGAAUGUGUCCUAUGGAAUAUCGGGAUAAAUGCUAUUGGGUUAUCAAAUCACCUAUGACUGCAGUUGUUGGCAGAUCUAUUUGCCAAUCUGUCGGUGGACAAGCAGCUGAUAUAGUAGACCUUGACCAUUUUGAAAUACUUAGAAAAUACAUCUCGACAUUUGCUACAAAUGCGGAUGAUUUUUGGACCGGAAUGAAUUUUAAUACUCAGACACGCACAGCAACACUUUCUGAUAGAUCCGCAGCGCCCUAUGUGCGAUGGCAUCCGGGUUAUCCGGACGGGGCCUCCGGAAGAACGGCUAUAGCAUUCAACUUAGAAGCUGAAGUUUCCAACAAUAAUGUUGGUAUGUGGGAUUAUUAUCCGGAUAAAAAUGACAAUAAGCCAGCGGGUGUAAUUUGUGAAAUCUGA
Styela clava is the source of this 747-nucleotide messenger RNA. RefSeq lists its product as uncharacterized. NCBI's taxonomy places the organism in Eukaryota, Metazoa, Chordata, Ascidiacea, Stolidobranchia, Styelidae. The record is from RefSeq and is a predicted model, not a curated record.